AUGGCCGCAGCCGCCCGCUCCACCAGGCCCGGGUCCCGGCCUGGGCCCCGGCCGCUGCCUCUGCUUCUGCUUCCUCUGCUGCUGCUGCUGCGCGUGGGCCCGGUGCGCGCCGACAGUAAGGUGUUCGGCGACGUGGACCAGGUGCGCAUGACCUCGGAGGGCUCCGACUGCCGCUGCAAGUGCAUCAUGCGGCCGCUGAGCAAGGACGCGUGCAGCCGGGUGCGCAGCGGGCGGGCGCGCGUGGAGGACUUCUACACGGUGGAGACGGUGAGCUCAGGCACCGACUGCCGCUGCUCCUGCACGGCGCCGCCCUCCUCGCUCAACCCCUGCGAGAACGAGUGGAAGAUGGAGAAACUCAAGAAACAGGCACCCGAGCUUCUCAAGCUGCAGUCCAUGGUGGAUCUCCUGGAGGGCACCUUGUACAGCAUGGACCUCAUGAAAGUGCACGCCUACGUCCACAAGGUGGCUUCCCAGAUGAACACAUUGGAAGAGAGCAUCAAGGCCAACCUGAGCCGGGAGAACGAGGUAGUGAGGGAGAGCAUGCGCCACUUCAGCGAGCAGCUGAGGCACUACGAGAACCACUCAGCCAUCAUGAUGAGCAUCAAGAAGGAGCUCUCCAGCCUGGGCCUCCAGCUGCUGCAGAAGGACGUGGCCACGGCGCCCGCCGCUGCCCCGGCCCCUGGCACCGGCAGCAAGGCUCAGGACACAGCUGGAAGGAAAGGCAAAGAAAACAACAAAUAUGGCAGCGUGCAGAAGAGCUUUGUCGAUAAGGGCCUCUUGAAACCUCCUAAGGAGAAGCUGCUGAAGGUGGAGAGGCUGAAGAAGGAGGGCAAAGGCAGAUUCCCCCAGCCCACAGCCAAGCCCCGGGCCCUGGCCCAGCAGCAGGCUGUGAUCCGAGGUAUCACCUACUACAAGGCAGGCAGGAAGGACACGACCGAGGCCAUGGCUGACAAUGCCCUCAAGGGCACUUCCUGGCUGGAGCAGCUGCCGCCCAGGGUGGAGGGCCGGCCCCCUGAGCCCAACUCAGCAGAGCAUGAGGAGGCUGCGCCCCAGGGCCCUGAGGGAGCGGAUCUGGCCCCUGGCACCCAUGCCUUGGAUCCCACCCCCACCCCCACCCCCACCACCAGUCCCCUGCCCACCGAGCCACCCCCACGCCCAGAAGUCCCCAGUCAAGGCAGAGAGGCGAGCUGUGAGGGUACCCUCCGAGCUGUGGACCCCCCUGUGCGACACCACAGCUAUGGGCGCCAUGAGGGGGCCUGGAUGAAGGACCCCGCUGCCAGGGAUGACAGGAUCUAUGUCACCAAUUACUACUAUGGAAACAGCCUGGUGGAAUUCCGCAACCUGGAAAACUUCAAGCAAGGCCGCUGGAGUAACAUGUACAAGCUGCCCUACAACUGGAUCGGCACGGGCCACGUGGUGUACCAGGGCGCCUUCUACUACAACCGCGCCUUCACCAAGAACAUCAUCAAGUAUGACCUGCGGCAGCGCUUCGUGGCCUCCUGGGCGCUGCUGCCGGACGUGGUGUAUGAGGACACCACGCCCUGGAAGUGGCGCGGCCACUCGGACAUCGACUUCGCCGUGGACGAGAGUGGCCUGUGGGUCAUCUACCCCGCCGUGGAUGACCGCGACGAGGCGCAGUCCGAGGUGAUCGUGCUGAGCCGCCUGGACCCCGGCGACCUGUCAGUGCAGCGCGAGACCACGUGGAAGACGCGGCUGCGGCGGAACUCCUACGGGAACUGCUUCCUGGUGUGCGGCAUCCUGUACGCCGUGGACACGUACAACCAGCGGGAGGGCCACGUGGCCUACGCCUUCGACACGCACACGGGCACUGAUGCCCGCCUGCAGCUGCCCUUCCUCAAUGAGCACGCCUACACCACCCAGAUCGACUACAACCCCAAGGAGCGGGUGCUCUACGCCUGGGACAAUGGCCACCAGCUCACCUACACCCUCCACUUCGUGAUCUGAGUGGGGACCUGGGGUCACAGGAGAGGAUUGGCCAUGGGCAUGGGGGCUCCCCACAGCGACUCCUGCAAGGGACUCCCUCAGCAAAUAUUUACUGGGGGCCAGGCCCAGGGCUAGGUGCUAGGCAGGUGGCUUAGCAAGGAUCAGCCUUCUUUAGCACCCAGUGAAGUAAUAAUCGCUUCCACCUGCAGAAUAUUGUCAAGAGCUUCACCUGCACUAACCUGCUUAAUCUUGACCCCCUUGGAGGUAUAGGCAGUUAAGCCCAUUUAACAGAUGAGGAGACUGAGGCCUCAGUCUGGCUCAGGCUAGCCCACUUUACAGAUAAGACCUGACCAUGCUCUCCCCUACCUCCAACCCUCUCCCUUCUCUCCUGGUUUUUCUUGUGCUCUCAAGUCUGUCUCCCUACCCAGGGGCUACUCGAAACCUUUGGGACCAACACACUAGUGUUGGGUGGAGGCCAGCUCUGCAUGCCAUCCCAGAGCCCUGUUCUGACUGAGCUACUGGUGGCCCUGGGGCUUUGGGCCCUUUGGCUGAUGUCCUUGUUCCUUGCCUUUGGCCAGCCCCCCAUCCCCACCCGCUGUCUGACCGCAUUCCAAACCUCCACAGUCACCCAGCCACUGAACAGAAACCACACCCCAAGAAAAAAAUACCAGCCCCCCUUCCAAGACCCCCUCCCUCUGUACUCAUUUUUAUUUUCUCUUAUUCUUCAUCAGUGCCGUCAUUUGUUUCUGAGGCAGCAGCUGAGAAGGCUGCAGGCAGCUGCCUGCCACCGCAACUCUACCAGAGUGAGGAACUGGGCCAGGCCCUGGGGCUCCCUCUCCACCCAGGAGUGCUGGCUCCAGCCACAUACCCAGGCUGUGGGACCUCUCCCCACUACCUCCCAGAGCCUUUGGGCCGGGGUCCACCUUGUCCUUUCUCUUUGGACUUUUUAACCCACAACCUAUGUGCACUCAGGGAUACUCCAGGUCUGCCAUGAGCAAGACCCUAAGCCUGAGGCUGGGCAGUACCAGGAUGAAAUAGGUUUCCUUUUCCUUGGCAGUCCUAACCUGGUCUUUAGGUGAGCUGGCCUGGGAGACGGCGGGGAGGCUGAGAUCUGGGCAGCCAGCACAGAGGAGGUUUUGGACCUUCUGGUGGCAGGGAAGAGCCAGGGGGUGAAAGCUGGGAGGGAAGGAGAAAGGGGUCUGUGGGUCAGGCUUUUCCUGGCUUCAGAGAUAUUGAGGCCAGGGUGCCCGGAGUCCAACUUGGGGCUGAAAAUGCACAGGUGGGCUCCCCUGAGCCUCAGUCCCAGGCAACCCAGGGGAUCAGACCUUCAGGUCUGUCCCUAUCUGCUUUGAACAACAUUUUUAGAGCUGGAAGAAGUUCUCAGCCUGACUCCUUGCAUCAACAAAGGAGAAAGGGCACAGGGCCACUCCAGGAACGGGACACAGCCGACCUCCUUCCAGAAGGGCUUUGUCCAAAUCCUUUAUCCUACAGGCUUGGAGGCAGCUAGGCUGUAGACCCCCUGGCACCCAAGCCAUACUCACACGUUUGAAGGGUAUUUAUAGCUGAUCUCGACACAACCCCGGACCCUGCUGCUCUCAUUCAGUCCCCAUGCCAGCUCCCAGGUGUCUGUGUAUAUGAACACCCAGCUGCCACGUUGGGAAAUUCAGCUGCAUACCCUGGAGUGUAAGGAAAUGCAUUUUGUGCAGAAUACACUUCUUUCAGACAUUGUCAGGUGACGUUAUUUUGUUUAAGCUGUAACUCACCCCCAAAAUAAAGGGGAAUGAUGACGCCCAGCCGAGCCAGGCCUGACUCAUAGUAGCAGACUCAUCCAGGCGCCCCCACCCAGUGGAACUCCAAGGGCUGAGCAUACAGACUCUUUGGGGGCUGCAAGUCCUGGGUGUGGGUCUUAGAAGACUCAGUGCUUUGUGAUAUCACAGCCCAACCAUGUGAGAAGUGUUCAGGCUCCUCUCUUCCCAUUAGUCUUAGAAAAGGGAAAGUUAAAAUGGACUGAUGUUGAAAAAAGACAAGCAGAAUGGUUUUCUCGGGGACAGGAUGCUGGUUGCAGCCUCUAAACAUUCACUGAUCCCCUUCUGCUUUCAGGUCCUUGUAUGUGGGUUACAUUGUAGGUACAGUUAUUUUCCUCAUUUUACAGAUAGUCAGACUGGUGCCCAGAGAAGUUAAGUGGAGGCAGUUAAGUGGAAAGCCAGGUUUCCAAAUCAGGUAAUAUAACAUGAACAUCAACAGUGGGCUAAGAAAGGCAUGUGCAUCUUCACAACAGUGGAAGGUAUAUACUCUGUGUGUGCCCAUUUUACAGAUGGGAAAACUGAGGUGAAGGGACUUACCCAAGCAAGCAGUUUACUCUGUAGCAGAGUCAGGUUUUCACGGCUGGUUAGUACGUGUUUUCUGUCAAUUGUAUAUUUCUCUCGCAGCAGCUCCAGAAUAGUGCUCGUUUCUUUUAGACCAGUGUAGCCAAGGCAUGAAUUGCAUCUUCAUAGGAGAAGGUGAUGGCACCCCACUCCACUCCAGUACUCUUGCCUGGAAAAUCCCAUGGACAGAGGAGUCUGGUGGGCUGCAGUCCAUGGGGUCGCUGAGAGUUGGACACGACUCAGUGACUUCACUUUCACUUUUCACUUUCACGCAUGGAGAAGGAAAUGGCAACCCACUCCAGUGUUCUUGCCUGGAGAAUCCCAGGGACGGUGGAGCCUGGUGGGCUGCCGUCUAUGGGGUCGCACAGAGUCAGACACAACUGAAGCGACUUAGCAGCAGUAGCAGCAGGAGACCCAAGAAGGAGGUUGGGGUCCACUCAUAAAGAGCCUUGAAUGCCAAACCAAAGAGCGACUCCCUCCAAUCACAUUUGGAACGAAGUCGAGUAUAAAGGAGAGGAAAGGAAAUUCUAAGACAAUUGGAUUUUGUCCUAUCAGUGAUGGGAGGCAGGGGAGAGCUUUUGUUGUGGGAUUUACUACAUUUGACAGCAGGUACUUAAAGGAGAGAGCCAGCUUUUCCUGCCGACCUCAGCUGUGAAGGCAAAGGAAGCCGUCUCUGGUCUUUCUGAACAACAUGAUACAGGAAGGGGCUUUGACUGCUACCUUUGAUUCUUCAUGAGAGAGUUCUAGGCCUUAAUAUUUAAUUUGCUCUGUCUGGGGAGAAAAGGAGGCCUCUGCCUUGGGAGGCAGACCUAAAAGUAAGGCUCGGGGGGUGGGAUGGGGUUUCCUGGGAAUGACUUGAGGGCUUCUGAAAGCCAGUUUGUUCUAAAGCAUCUUUUCCUCCUUGACAACAUUGGAAACCACUCUGGUGACAGGACACAGCCCAGGAUGGUUGUCAGGGAGCCCUGGGUAAGGAAGGGUUGGGAAGUCCUAGGUUCGAAUCCAGCUGUGCUUCUCACAGGCUUCACAUUUGGGCAGGGUAGGGACUGUUAGAGUGGACAGAUGUCAACUCCUUUUUAUGGCUGAAGACUUGCAGUUUAGUGAGGACACAGGGCAGCUGAGGGCCCAAGCAGUACCCUCCUAGAGCUAGAAGGCACCUUUACUUAACAGUAUCACUAAUCCACCCAGGAACCCCAUGGUUGGCAUUACUUUCCCCAUUACAGGAAAUGAACCUCAAGUUCAAAAAGGUUAAGCAACCUGCUCAGGGUCACGAAUCUAACAAGAAGUAUAGUCAAGAGUUGAACCAGGUCUGUUUUUACACCAAAGCCCAAAACUAACUGUUGUUAAGAAUUUUGUAACCAGUCAGUUGUUUUUUUUUUUUGCUUUGGCUACUGGGAAGCUUAAAGUCAAACUUGAGAUUAUUUUUAACAGUCAUUGUACUGAGUCUCCUACUGGACUCUGGCCUCAUUCUAGCUUUUUGCUUUUGCCUUUACCCUGAUCUCUUUAUUAUAUUGUACUUUAUCUAUUUUUGUAAAUUGCCACAGUAUCUUUUUUUGCACCAAGGUGGACUGUACCGAAAUAAAUACAUGAUCA
This is a messenger RNA of Budorcas taxicolor (takin), 5900 nucleotides long. It is a transcript of the gene OLFML2A, whose product is annotated as olfactomedin like 2A. Gene Ontology annotation, biological process: signal transduction. The record is from RefSeq and is a predicted model, not a curated record. The transcript is spliced from 8 exons. Lineage: Eukaryota; Metazoa; Chordata; Mammalia; Artiodactyla; Bovidae. Bases 1 to 1965 code for a protein of 654 amino acids.